AUGAAAUUUUUCUUGGAAAAUGGACUAGCUUUGAAUGUAGGACAAGAGAAGGACUUUCUAUGUGUUGCAGAAGCCUCUGCUGCCUCCAAUGAAAUAGAAAACUUGUUUAUAAUGUGGUCGACUCACCUUAGUCCCAUUAUAGAAUAG
Racocetra persica is the source of this 147-nucleotide messenger RNA. The record is from the annotation of a GenBank genome assembly. NCBI's taxonomy places the organism in Eukaryota, Fungi, Glomeromycota, Glomeromycetes, Diversisporales, Gigasporaceae.